Penicillium atrosanguineum is the source of this 1035-nucleotide messenger RNA. RefSeq lists its product as uncharacterized. Gene Ontology annotation, biological process: tRNA wobble uridine modification. Lineage: Eukaryota; Fungi; Ascomycota; Eurotiomycetes; Eurotiales; Aspergillaceae. The transcript has 3 exons. Bases 1 to 1035 code for a protein of 344 amino acids. The record is from RefSeq and is a predicted model, not a curated record. Gene Ontology annotation, cellular component: elongator holoenzyme complex.
AUGCCCUCGCAACCCCCGCUUCCGCCCCUCCUCGCGCCAUAUCUAUCAGCUCAGCCAGAGGCAUCGCUCACACUAGUCUCCUCCAUACUUGGCGCAACGUCAAAUUGGCUGACGUUGAGAUUUCUUCAUGCAUCAUUGAGCACUUCAUCAAACCUUAAUGCUUCGCUUGGACUGGGAGAAUCACACAAUGGAUCCAAGAAGGUCGUGCUCGUGAGCUUCUUGCGCGGCUGGGAGUUUUGGAGAGCAGAAGCCAAACGAUUGGGCCUUGAUCUUGCGCGUUUGGCAGAUAAGAAACAAUUCGCAUUUGUGGACGGUCUUUCAGAGCUAUUCUCUGCUCCUCAAACAGUAAAUGCUAUGCCGAGUGUACCUUCGAUUGCAAGUGGCCCGACGCGCACAUCUCUUCCAUUUCGGUCCCAGCCUGGCGCUGUGCCCGGAAGAGGACCGCCAUCAGCAGCACCAGCAUUAGCCAUGAAUAACGACAAUCUAGCCCGCAGCCAGACUGAGCAAGGCAUUGUGAAGAAACUCCAUUUCUCUGGACGAGGCAUUGCCGCCCUUGAUGCACUUGAGAGAGACAUUGCAUCGGUGAUCCAACUGCAAAAGAGCUCAAUGGAAGAUGGAGAAGAAUUACUGCUUAUUAUCGACCAACCGGAUUUCCUACUUGCCGCUACGGGACCGGUGAUGGGGAUCGGAGCUACGGAAAUGGCGGAGUGGGUUUCGGGUCUACAGCAGCAUGUGCACGCGACAAUCGUCACUCUGGCUGCCGAUUCCCCGCUGAUCCACAAUGCAUCCACAUCUGGGCAUCAGAUGGCUACGCCAGUGGAGUCGGAGCAUGCGGCAUUCGCUAUCAGUUUGGCGCAUCGGGCAAGGUCGGUCAUGCAGCUCCGGACUCUGGAGACAGGAGCCGCAAGAGACGUUAGUGGCGUGCUCAGAAUCAGCCGAGGAGGUGGCGCAGACGAUUCAGUGGAAGAGAGGGAGUUGCUGUACUAUAUCCAGCGGGAUGGCGGAUUGUCGGUGUUUGGGCGUGGGGAGUCGUAA